CGUUUUAUGUUGGGUUGGCAGUUGCAGUCAAAGAGUACGAUAAGUGAUUGCAGUUGUUGUUAGUAGUGGUUGUUUUCUUGUGGUGCUUGUUCCCCUAUACUUAUUAUUCUCUUGCUAAUUAACUAUAAUAAAAGAAUUUAAAAGUAAAGCACUAGAUGAUGAUUUUAAUGGUAUUGGAUACUCAUGUGUGCUCUCGUUGCUAUUUACAAUUUAAUUGGAAAGUGGUAUAAGCUAUUUUAACUGUGUGAUUACUGCUGUGAACUUAAAUUAAUUGGCAACCUGUGAAACGUAUCGAAAUGUCGUUUUUGCGAGGCUCAGAAAACUAUGUGUGGUGUACGACAAGUGUCCUGGGAAAAGGCGCCACAGGCGCGGUGUUUCAGGGCGUCAACAAGAACAACGGAGAACCCGUCGCAGUCAAAACGUUCAACCAGUUGAGCCAUAUGCGCCCCCAUGAUGUUCAGAUGAGAGAAUUUGAAGUUCUCAAAAAGGUGAAACACGAAAACAUUGUAAAACUUCUUGCCAUUGAAGAGGAACAAGAAGGCCGAGGGAAAGUUAUUGUUAUGGAACUGUGCACUGGCGGCAGUUUGUUCAAUAUACUCGACGACCCUGAGAAUACGUAUGGCCUUCAAGAACACGAGUUUCUCUUAGUAUUGGAGCACUUGACUGCCGGCAUGAAGCAUUUGCGGGACAAUAACUUAGUACAUAGGGAUUUAAAACCAGGCAAUAUCAUGAAAUACAUCAAUGAAGAUGGGACUACCACUUACAAACUCACUGAUUUUGGAGCUGCUAGAGAAUUACAAGAAGAAGAACAAUUUGUGUCUUUGUAUGGCACCGAAGAAUACUUGCACCCUGACAUGUAUGAACGAGCAGUGCUCCGCAAACCUGUAGGCAAGAGCUUUGGAGCCACUGUUGACCUCUGGUCUAUAGGAGUUACGCUGUACCAUGUGGCCACAGGCCAGCUGCCCUUCAGGCCAUAUGGAGGUCGGAGGAAUAAGGAAACUAUGUUUUACAUCACCACAAAGAAGGCAUCCGGAGUUAUUGCUGGAACUCAAACCACUGAGAAUGGUCCUAUAGACUGGGCCCGUGACCUGCCAUCCCAUUGUCAACUCAGCGUAGGCCUGCGUAAACUUGUCACACCACUGUUAGCCGGCCUGCUGGAAGUAGACCCUCACAGAAUAUGGACUUUUGAAAAGUUCUUCUCUGAAGUUCAAAUAACUACUUCGACUACACCAGUACAUGUGUUUCAUGUCAACAAGGCAGCAAGUAUCAAGGUAUUCCUGAAGCCGGAUGAGAAGUACGAGCACUUGCAGACGUACAUCUGCGAGCAGACGAGCGUGGUCGCCGAGUCCCAGAUACUGCUCUACAAGGACCAGUUGAUGCAAACUGUUGUCGACGACAACACGCUGGGUAAGGAGUACCCGGAGACGACAGCGGAGGAGCCGCUCAUACUGUUCAAUAAGAACAAUAACAACGUCAGCAUGGCACCGGAGCCCGACGUGCCCAAGUUCCCCGUGUUCCCAAACAUCGUGUCCGUCGAGAACGACGCCAGCCAGGCCAAGACGGCGUGCAGCGUGGGCCACGUCAUCAAGCGGCGCGUGGAGGCGCUGUGCGCGGCGUCCGUGCUGUGCGGCGCCUGCGUGGCGCGCUGGACGGCGCUGCUGGGCGCGCGCCUCGCCCGCGUGGCCGCGCGCGCCCAGCAACUGCUGCAGCACGCGCACCUCGCACACACGGCCGCGCGCGCGCUCGACCUGGCGCCCGGCGCCGGCGCGGGCGCGGGCGAGAGCUGGGCCGCCGUGGCGGGGCUGGUGGCGGCCGAGGCGGGGUCGCUGCGCGCCGCGGCGGCCGCGCUGCUGCAGCGCCACGCGGCGCCCGCGCUGCGCGCCGAGUUCGACGCGGCGGCGCGCCUGGCGCCGUGCCCCAGCGAGCUGCGCCUGCACGUCAAGGCCAAGACUCUCGUGGACAGACUGCGCGACUCGUGGCAGCAUCUGGUGCGUGACCGCGCGACCAGGUCGCUGACGUACAACGACGAGCAGUUCCACGUGCUCGAGCGCAUCACCGUGGCAGAGACCGCGCGCCGCGCCCGCGCCCUCCUGCAGCGCGCCGCGCCCCUCGCACGCGCGCGCGCCGACGCCAUCGCCGACUGGUACAAAGUGGCGCAGACAGUGUACCUGCAGACGCAGAUCCUGGACAAGGACGUGUCGAGCGCCGAGCUGAAGCUGCUGACGCUGGCGGCGCGCAUCCAGGACGCCGAGCACUCGCUGCGCCACCAGCUCUCGGAGCAGGCCGUGGUUAACUCGUCGAAAGCAGACACAGGCGGAGAGAAUACGAGGGAAGCGGGAGGGAACGGCCAGAGGAGUACCGGAGCGGGCGCCGUGGGCGCGCGCGGCGCCGGACUGCGCGCGCUGCUCGCCGCGCACGGCGACCUCGCCGCCACCGUGCGCGCGCACUCCGCCACGCUCGCACACCUCGCCGACCUGGCCGCGCAGCUGCAGCCCUAGCGCUGCGGCCGCGCACGGCGACCUCGCCGCCACCGUGCGCGCGCACUCCGCCACGCUCGCACACCUCGCCGACCUGGCCGCGCAGCUGCAGCCCUAGCGCUGCGGCCGCGCACGGCGACCUCGCCGCCACCGUGCGCGCGCACUCCGCCACGCUCGCACACCUCGCCGACCUGGCCGCGCAGCUGCAGCCCUAGCGCUGCGGCCGCGCACGGCGACCUCGCCGCCACCGUGCGCGCGCACUCCGCCACGCUCGCACACCUCGCCGACCUGGCCGCGCAGCUGCAGCCCUAGCGCUGCGGCCGCGCAGCUGCAGCCCUAGCGUUGCCCGACAACAUACACCUAAAGCUGGGUACUCACCUACACUUUUACUCGAGUAAAAUCCACGGCGCGGGCUUUCAUCGACACAUUUACAACGAUUAAUUGAAAUAUUAAAUCAAUGAUAUUUUAUUCCAAUCUACAAUUUGCAACGCGCUCCUGACUUCACUGACAAUUUUAUGUCAAACUUGCGCCGCGCCGUAGAGUAAGUGAAACAAUCAUGUAAUCUUUGGUAAUAGAUAUUGUGACACAAUAAAAUCUUAAAUAAUAUUGUUUCUACCAUCUAUUGCAAAUAAUAAAAUUACCGAUAAAUUAGGUACUACAACAUAUUAAGUUAUAAAAUAUUCACAAUAACAACGUCACCAAAUUACCAAUGCAAGUAUUGACCGGCCGGACUGUAUCUCUGUAAACUACGAAAAAUUAGAAAAAUGUCGCAUGUAAUAUUAGCUCGGUCAUUUAGGUCACGAAGCAUAAUGGAACAUACUAACGAAAGAUCUUAAUGAAAGUAAAUUUAAAACUUAUGUUAAACGUGGAUUAUGUAAACAGGCAUACUACAUACUGACAGUUUUUUUUUUAUUAGAAAAAUGUAUCAGAGAAAUUGUAAACAAACCUAUAUUUACCUAUAUUUUUCGUUCUUCUCCUGUCUGUUAUAAAUAUUGUGACGAGCCCACUACCGACUAAUGGUGUAUAAAGUAUGAACUCCCAACUACCAAAAAUGUACUCCAUCCUAUAGGUAUAAGUAGUAACGACACGUUGUAUGAUUUGAAACAAUGUUAUUUCAUAAUAAUAAUUUAUUAUAAUAAUUCA
Spodoptera frugiperda (fall armyworm) is the source of this 3620-nucleotide messenger RNA. RefSeq names its product inhibitor of nuclear factor kappa-B kinase subunit epsilon (gene IKKepsilon). Bases 297 to 2498 code for a protein of 733 amino acids. Gene Ontology annotation, biological process: peptidyl-serine phosphorylation. Lineage: Eukaryota; Metazoa; Arthropoda; Insecta; Lepidoptera; Noctuidae. Gene Ontology annotation, cellular component: cytoplasm. The transcript has 8 exons. Gene Ontology annotation, molecular function: protein serine/threonine kinase activity; ATP binding. The record is from RefSeq and is a predicted model, not a curated record.